AUGGCUCCAUCAGCGGCAUCACUACCUUCAGCAGCAGCUGUGGAGCAGCACCACGAGAGCUUUCGCCGAUGCGUUGACGAUUGGGAUUCUCGCGUGUCGGUGUUGACGCACCAGUUGCAGUCUCGGAGCCAGUCAGCAUGUGAUUUAGACAGCUGGCACGAUGUGAUUGGCGUAUCUGCAGAGCCAUGGGGCGGAGGGAAUCCUGCUGCAGCAUCCAUAGCAUCUUCUGUAGUGGCCUCGGCAGCAGCAGCACCUGCAGCAGCAGCACCAGCAGGAGCAGAGGGGUCGGCACGAGUAUCGCCAGAUUCGUUGAAUCUGCUCAUUCAACACAUCUCGUCCAAAUGCUGUGCCAUAUACGAUGCAGAACGGGAGGUCUUAAAUCGCUUGCUGCCUCGCCUGCUGCUAUUUGGGAAAUCCCCUGCCGGGCCCGUCAACCCCCACUCCAGUGCUACCUCUGAGUUCUCGUCCUGCAACGCACCAUCCUCUGUUGUGGGGGAAACGAUAGCUGAUCAACACGAGGGCGGGGAUGUGGGUGAAGCUGGUGAUAGUGAUGGGGAGGAUAGGGGGGAUAGGGAGGAGCGGGAGGGCGGGGAUGGAGAUGGUGGAUCAGAGGAGAGUCAAGAAGAGAGAGGUGGGGACGAAGUGAGAUUAAGUGGAAGGGUAGGGAGAGAGGAGGAGGAUAGUAGAGGGUUAGGCGGACCAGCUGAGGCGAGAGGUGAGGGUGGUACAAGCAAAAGUGACAGAAUUGAUGGUGAUAAUGGUGAGGGGGAGCGGGAUAGAUCCCAGGAGGAUUCAGAAAAAUGCGAGGAUGAUUCUGUGGAGGAGGCUGUAGAAGCGGACUGGGAGGACGGCAAUGCAGUGGAGGGGGGAAGGGAGGGAGAGGGAAGGGAGGGAACGGGAGGGGUGGAAGGGGAGGAGCAGCAGCGGGUGGCACGAGUGUUAGUAGAGCUACAGGCGCUGGUGCUGGUGGGGAAGGAUCUCACUGCCACUAUGGAAGAGCUUCUAGUGCUGCUCGUGGCGUUGCUUGGAGGGGAGGAUGGGAGGCGCGCAGGGUGGGAUGGAGGUUUGGCAGGUGGAUUGGGAGAGGAGGAGGCGGAUGAGGGGCUUCAGGAGCUUCUUUGUUCUGAUUGGUUCAAAUCAACCGAGUACUUUACAGUGCGUCUUGAUGCACCGGCACUAGACGCGCUCGCAGCAGGGGCGGCUGUGCUCUUGGUGAUUGACUCGGCACUUGCUGCCAACCCUGCUGUUGCCCGGGGGAUUGCUGCUUACAACAGAAUGCUUCAGGCAGUGCGUUGUAACAUGGAGGCGUAUUCUGCGGUUCACGGCGGUGCAAAGCGGUACCAGAAAAAGGGAGGGAGAGGCAGCAGAGGUCAACGGGAAGCGUUCGAGUUGUCUCUAGCGGAGCUGCAGGGGCUGCUGAUGAUGCUGGAGGCAGCAAUAGGGCCGCAAGGCGAACAUGGAACCUUCUUCCAGAGCUGGAAGGAGAGUGUAGCCCGGGCAGUGGGUCCUGCAGCACCUCCCCUCGCUGCUGCAGCAAAGGCUGGAAAAGGAGGAAAAGGGGGAAGGGGGAAGGCAAGUGCGGGGCGGCAGGUGCUGAGCGGGCGGGCGCUGUGGCGGCAGCAGCAGAAGUGGCUGCUGCCGCUGGUGACUCACUUGAACUCCUCUGCUGAUUCUGCUCUUCAUGCCAUCGGCAGCCACUCCGAGCAGCACAACACCCGUCGCCACUUAGCCGGAUGCAUCGCUCUCUUCCUCUCACUCGCACCCAUAGCAGCAUCGGGCUAUGAGAAGCAACUCAUAAAGGCCACCCCAAGCCUCUUCGAAGCAGUCAGGCUGCAUCCUCUGUUACCUCUCGCCGGACCCCUCCCCCUCUCGGCCACUCUCCCCCCCCUCCUCGCCCUCCACCUGCCCCCUUCCCUGCUGGCGGUUUCCCCUGCGCCCUUCUCUGCCCUGGGGGAGGGGAAGGGUGGGGGGAAGGCGGGAGCGAAAGGGGCAGGCGGAAAGGGGGAGGUGAAAGCAGUGAAAGGGAGUGCAGAGGGGAGGGGGAACGGGGGAGAGAGUUCGCGUGGAGUGAGGGAGGUGUGUGAGGAUGUAUUGAGAAGAGCAUUGGAUCGGGCUAAUGAAGACCUACCAAGGCUCGCAUCAGCCUUCCCUCCCCUGGCUGCCUCUCUGUCCGCAGCCCUCAGGCUCCCGCUCAGGCUGUCUUUGCAGUGCGAUCUCCUGGAGGAGGCGGUAGGGAGUCAAGUGAAGCUGGUGCACCAGACUCUUGCCGUCACAUGCAACUCGAGGCAUCAGGUCCAGACUCUGCUUGAUCUGCACGCCAGCCUGCGGGUGUCUCUCAAGAGGCGUCAGAUUGUGCUUGUCGCUGCAGUACUGCAAGCAAUCAAGCAAGUGGAGUCGGCUCUGGCAGCGUGCCUCCCCUCGCUCUCCCUCCACCUACCUCUGUACCAGCAGCACCUGCUGCGACAACUCAACGCAGCCUUGCUCCCUCUUCAGAUGGAUCAGCUGGCGAAGCUACCCCGGCCAUCUCCCUUGCAAGCACAUCCAACUACAGGAGAUGUGGAAGGAGGGAGCGAGGCGAUGGGGGGAGGAGGGGGUGGGAUAGAGGGCGAGGUAGCAGGUCAGCCCUCAUCGUCGUCGGUUGCUGCUCUGCUUGCUUCAGCACCCCCGCCUGCUGGCUCCCUCUUCCCUUGGAGCAACAAGGCUGCCAUGGAUAACCACAAGAAGCUCGUCAACUCCAUUGCCACUUUCACCAGCAUGCUUCAGCUGACGUGGCAUCAGCUGCCGUCAGAUCGCCUCCUCUCCUUCCUCUCGACUGCUUGCGCCCUCAUCCCUCCCAUUGUCGCUCCCAUUCCCUCCUGCCAGCCCCUACUCGCUCAGCUCCACUUCUCCACACUCCUCCCCUCCCUCUCAUCCUCCUCACCCUCCUCCGCUUCCUCCACCACCACCACUGCCUGUUUCUUCCUCUCCUCGCGGGCUCAUCUCCUCGCGCCUGCGCUUGCUGCUCUCUACUCUCAGCCGCUCAUCCAACCCAACUCGCUCCAGUACCUGAUAGACGCCUUCUUGGAUGGGGCUCGGUUGCUCCUGCAGCCGCACACGCAGGACCGGCACAGCAAGCAGUCGAAAGAGCACACGGGGAGAAGAAGCAGCAGCCGGAGCGUCUUGUGGGGCGACAUUUACAGUGUGGAGAAUCAACUGGAGGCUGCAUUGGUUCAGUCAUUCCAGUGGCCGCUCACUCGAGACGUCAUUGCAGACCUCCAUCUGCAUGCCAUCUCCCACUCCGAUCUGCACUCCUCCAAUCCGCGCUUCAACCCCCGCAAGACAGGGGUGCGCAACCUGCUGCAGUUCCUGCAGCUGCCGCCCAUCCGCCUGCUCUCCAGCCAGGUUGACAUACAAGCACACGUGGCACAAGCACUGGCAGCCUCCCUCUAUAAUCACACUGCAGCCACUCCUGCCAACUGGAAGCUAGGCGAGGACGUGAGACAGCUAGCGGCCAGCAAAUAUCGGCUGCUUCUGCCGCCGAUUGCCAUAGGAGGAGGCCUGGCAUUCAGACUCCACAGCGCCCCUACUCCCUCCUCCACCUCCUCCCCCGCCCUUCCCUUCUCACUCCUCCACCCUCCCUCACUCGCUGCCAAUCUCCCGUUCUUCGUCUCUGCGUUCUCGUUCGACCUUUCCACUUUAACCUUCCACCAACGGCCCUCCUCCCUAGCCAGAUUCCACGAACCUUCCUCACCCAUCCCUUCCACCCGCCAUGCUGACUCAUCAUCACCGUUCUCCUCGGCGCACGGGCCUCGGUCGCUCACGCUGCGCCAGCUGUUCGGUCUCCUCCAAUCCACGCACGCCAUGCUGUUUCUCCAGCACGCCGCCACGUCAGCGUGCAAGCUGAUUGCGGGGAAGCUGUCUCACCUGUCUCGUGCAGAGCACACUCUCAGUGCCCUUCCCUCACACGCUGCAGGAUCACCCCUCCAUCGCCUCCUGCUCGCCUCGCCUCUCUCCCACCAGUCGCUCCUCCUCCUCUCCUCGCUCUCCAACUCCCUCCGCGCAGCCGCACACACUCAGCCCGUGCCGCUGCUCCAUCUGCUUAUCUUCACCAGCUUCUUUCUCCAGCCUCGUCUUGUCCCCUCCGGCCCCCCUCGCCGCUUCUUUUUCCCACUUCCUUCCCAUCCCCCCUCUCAGGAGCUUCAAGCCUCGCCUCAUCGCCCUUUCCUCACGCUCCCUGUCGCCAUUCCCCCGCUCUCCCUGUUGCUGGCUUCCAAGAAACAACUAGCACAGCAGAGAUUAGCAGAUGCAGUGGCGGGGGGUGGCAGGGACGGCCGAGUGGGGGGAGGUAGGGUUGGUGGCGAUCCUGGUGGGAGUGAGGGAGGGCGAGGAUGGGAGAGAGGAGGAGAGGGUGAGGGGGGAGCAUGGGAGGCACAAGAUGACGACUGGCUGCCUGAUGAUGGAUUCACACUGGGAGUUGCGUUUCUGCUCACGGUGGCCAAUCAGCGCCUUGCCUUUGACUCCAUCGACUGGUUCUCUCUCGCCCUGCACCACCUCUCCUUCCAACGCCAAGCCAUGCCGUCGAAUCCUCCUUCCACUCUCACUUCUGCUGCUGCUAGCAGUGACGGCGGCGGUGGUGGUAGUGGUACUGGUGGUGCUGCUGCUGGUGCUACUGGUGCUGUGAGUGGUAAAUCAGGAGGCGGAGGAGCAGCUGCAGGGGAGGAUGACGAGGGGGAGGAUGGGGACGGCACUGGAGGUGCUGGAGGAGGGGUGACUUCCCUCUGGUCUUCCUGGUUCGGAGCCACUGCUGCUGCCGAACCUGCAGCUUCGCAGCCGGAGCUAUCCCCCGAGCUGACCCACCAGCUUCGGCAGAGGGAGCGAAUGCUGGCAGGUAUGGCCGAGCAGCUGAGCCUGAUGAAUGUGGUAUCCAUUGCUGCUCUUCGGCUGUUUGGCUCUAGCCCAGCCACCACCACACAGUGA
This is a messenger RNA of Closterium sp. Naga37s-1, 4956 nucleotides long. The record is from the annotation of a GenBank genome assembly. Lineage: Eukaryota; Viridiplantae; Streptophyta; Zygnematophyceae; Desmidiales; Closteriaceae.